GAGAACUAAAUUUGUCGAUUUAUUUGAAUGCGUGAAUGUUGUUAUCGGGCUUUAUGAAAAAUUAACAUCGAAUUGAAUAAUUAAAUUAAUAGAAGAUGCCUCUACCUUCUGCUUUACUCUCCAGGUUACAGAAGAGAGGAAUAAUCAAAGCUGAACCGGAACCAGUUGUUGAAGCAGAACCCGAAGAGGAGGUUAUUGCUGAAGAUUACGACGAUUCUACAAAAACAGCUGAUAUACCGUUACCUCAACAAGAAGAAGUACACGAAAACAAAGAAAGCGUUGUAAUUGGUUGUCCUAAUAAAUGGAAUAUUUAUCACGAAUGUUCGGCAUUUUGUAGAGAACAUUGGGGUGCUGGAAAACCUAAUCCUUCCCCAAACACAGAGAGAAAACGUUUAAAAAUGUUAAAGAAGUAUCCAUUGCCUGAUGGUUGGGAAGAAGUAUAUGAUCCUGGAACAGGAAGAUUUUAUUACUGGAAUAUGACAAAUGACGAAGUGUCUUGGUUGCCACCGAAUCAUCCGAGGGCGAGAAUAACUUUACCUGCCGAUAAAUUACGUGCAUUGAUGAAAGACACAGAAAUGGAGGAUAUGGAUGCUGAUGGUCAAGCUGAUGAUGACAAAAGUGGUAGUGAAUCUGAAGAUAUUGAUGAUGAAGGUGAUAAAAUGUCAGAUGAUGAUGAUUAUAGAGAAAAAGAAAAACAUCGAAGACGUUCAUCUCAACGAUCUAGAGAAUAUGAUAGAAACAAAAGAAGAGAAAAUGAUCUUGAUCCAAUGGAUCCAGCAGCUUAUUCAGACACACCAAGAGGUACAUGGUCGACAGGACUCGAAAGAAAGGGAGAAGCAAAGACGGGAGCUGAUACCACUGCCUCCGGACCUCUGUAUCAGAUGCGUCCCUAUCCCAGUCCCGGAGCAGUUUUGCGCAUGAAUGCAUCCUUAAAAGAUGUUCCACUUCCUGAAUAAUCUCGAUCAAUAUAUGUUAAAUUGUACAGAAAUAAAAAUCCCAAACAAUAAUUUUGUAUAUUUACAGUAUACAAAUUAAGAACUAUAUUUUCAGUGUUUCUAUGCAGUUAAUAUUCAGUAAAUACAAAUCCUUUACAGUCGUUUCUUUUAUAUGCAUAAUAAAUAUUUUAACUUAUUUCAAUACAAUAGAAUUAUUUUCUGUACAAUAGUUUUCUGUGUACAUUA
This is a messenger RNA of Centruroides sculpturatus (bark scorpion), 1181 nucleotides long. RefSeq names its product polyglutamine-binding protein 1-like (gene PQBP1). Gene Ontology annotation, molecular function: ribonucleoprotein complex binding; protein binding. Gene Ontology annotation, cellular component: nuclear body; cytoplasm. NCBI's taxonomy places the organism in Eukaryota, Metazoa, Arthropoda, Arachnida, Scorpiones, Buthidae. Gene Ontology annotation, biological process: alternative mRNA splicing, via spliceosome. The transcript has 7 exons. The record is from RefSeq and is a predicted model, not a curated record. Bases 96 to 956 code for a protein of 286 amino acids.